AUGACCUUCCAGGCCGAGGCGGAUACGGACCCCUUUUCGCCGCCUCAGACACAGCCGGCCUCCAUGUCCGCUACUUCAUCACCGGCUUCUCAGGCACACAGCACCUCCUCCACAGUCCCCAUCGAUGCCAGCGACAGAAGCUCAAAUACCGACCCGGGCAACGACGGACGCUCCCGAGAAUCCACGGUGCCAGCAGCUUGUCUCGCCUGCCGCAGCAAACACCUCAAAUGCGACGGGCAAGCUCCUUGCGCCCGCUGCGUCAGUACCCAAAGUGAAUGCGUCUAUGUCGCCUCCCGGAGAGGGUACAAGGGUCCGCGUCGGGGGGCCGCCCAGAACCCCAACAAGAGGCAGGCCACAUCGCCUCCCGACUUGAGUCCCGGUCCCGGUGUUUCCGAUUGUCCCAUGCUUCUUGGGGCUCGAACGGGCGCGUCAAAUAUGCCCACCAUUUCUGGAAGCGCAUUCAUCCCACCUACUUUGCCCUCACAGGCUGUUACCGCGACACAGUACGCCGGUCAUGCACAGCCAACAAACAUGGAGCUCUACAAAUCAUACUGCGCUGUCAACGAGAUAGACCCGGCUUGGGUAGUCAAUAGCUCCGGUAGCCGGAUAUUUACGCACAGCACCGGUCCGAGUAUCGAGGAAAAGUGUUUCGACUCGUUCUACCAUCACUUCCAUGCCUCACAUCCUUUCGUACUGCCCAAACCUUUUCUUCUCCAAAUGGCCAAGGAAGUUUCGACGAAAGCGCUCUUUGCUGCGAUCAGAUGGGUGGGAUCAAUAUUCAUCGAUGCGGGUGCCUCGACUCGUGAGAGAUUGUUUGACGAGGCCUUUUCUCUUGUUCAAGACCCCGGACGGUCCAAGGACGGCUUCCUGGUUCAAGCCAUGAUGCUUUUGAUUGUGGGCCUGGAUGGCGGCUGCCAGCAGGAGAAGGCGCGAUUGAUUCUGAACGAUGCGGAAACCUUGGCCCUGGAACUGGGCCUGCAAACUCGGGAUUUCGCAAUCUCUCACGGACGAGGCAUCGCCGUGCUGGAGGAAAGCUGGCGUCGAACGUGGUGGGAUUUGUUCGUCAUAGACGGAAUGAUUGCAGGGGUUCACCGCGUCACCAACUUUUUGCUUUUUGACGUGCCGGCGGGAGCCGCACUUCCCUGCGAAGAAGAUCAAUAUCUAACUGCGAGUAUACCUAUUCCGCUUUAUCUUGACGAUCUUGAAGACCAAGACUUUUCCGGCGAAGACCGCGAGUUCUCCUCGUUUGCCUACCGAGUCUUGUGCGCGCGAAAUCUGGGCAAGUUCAUGCGGGUGGGCCCCAUCUUUGGGUCGGAUGAUGAGAACCUGGCCAAGAUUGAAAGCCUCUUGACCAACUGGCGCCUGCACCUUCCGGCAGCAAAACGGGACGCACUGCAAAAGAACGGGAAGCUGGACGAGAUGAUGUUCCAGGCUCACAUGAUGAACCAAGCCACGUCCAUCAUGCUCCAUCAGCCACACUCGCAACUCGACUCGACACCGACCCAGGACAUCAAUUCUUGCGCGCCGCAUCAGGCUAUCCAGGCGGGGGAUCUGUUCAACUCGCACACGAGGCACACCAUACAAUCUGCCAACAGCAUCAGCAACAUGAUUACUCACAGGGUACCGCUCCUUUCACACACGCACUUUUUCACGUGCGUCAUCACGCUGUCCUCGAUUGUGCAUCUCAGCCGAUGGGCGCUGUUCUUCAUACCGCACGACGACGACGAUCUUCGCCAGCAAGUCCGGCUCAACAUUGGGGCGCUGAACUGCCUUUCCGAAGUAUGGGGUGCCGCAGACCGGGCUCGCGGGCAGGUCAAGGCGGUAGCUCAGGAAAUAUACAAGGCGAAGAAGCAGCAGCGAGAAAACUCGCAGUUUUGGCUGGGUCUUUCUCAGCAGGAGAUGCUCAGCACGAUUGCGGCGGAUGACUCCAUCAUCAGCGAAAUCGAGAGCUAUGAAAUAAUGCCAACUCUGCUGGGAUAG
This is a messenger RNA of Ustilaginoidea virens, 1980 nucleotides long. RefSeq lists its product as uncharacterized. The transcript has 3 exons. The coding region runs from base 1 to 1980 and encodes 659 amino acids. Gene Ontology annotation, biological process: DNA-templated transcription; regulation of DNA-templated transcription. Lineage: Eukaryota; Fungi; Ascomycota; Sordariomycetes; Hypocreales; Clavicipitaceae. The record is from RefSeq and is a predicted model, not a curated record. Gene Ontology annotation, molecular function: zinc ion binding; DNA binding; DNA-binding transcription factor activity, RNA polymerase II-specific.